This is a messenger RNA of Canis lupus familiaris (dog), 879 nucleotides long. It is a transcript of the gene DYNLL1, whose product is annotated as dynein light chain LC8-type 1. Gene Ontology annotation, molecular function: dynein light intermediate chain binding; dynein intermediate chain binding. Gene Ontology annotation, biological process: cilium assembly; microtubule-based process. The transcript is spliced from 3 exons. Gene Ontology annotation, cellular component: cytoplasmic dynein complex. Bases 323 to 592 code for a protein of 89 amino acids. The record is from RefSeq and is a predicted model, not a curated record. Lineage: Eukaryota; Metazoa; Chordata; Mammalia; Carnivora; Canidae.
GAGUCGGGCGUAUUGGGCUUGAUUCCUGGAAUUCCCUGAAAGCAGUUCACUCGCCAGCUUCAUGGUCUUGGGCAAGUGACUCAAGUUUCUUGGGCCUCAGUUUUUUGCUUCCGUAGCGCUGCCUACCUCACAGGCUUUUGUGAGCACUCUCUGAGGUGAUGCGAGCUGCGGCGGAGAGGACCCCGCGCGGGCUGUCACUCUGCGUGCGGGGCGCCGGAGGGAGGGAGCCAGGCCCGGGCCGCAGGCUGACCCCGCUGCGGCCUGAAGGAGUCCCGGACGGUGGGCUGGGUGGGGCUGUCUCGGCCCUCAGACUCAGGUAACCAUGUGCGACCGAAAGGCGGUGAUCAAAAACGCCGAUAUGUCGGAGGAGAUGCAACAGGACUCGGUGGAGUGUGCGACUCAGGCGUUGGAGAAAUAUAACAUAGAGAAGGACAUUGCGGCCCAUAUUAAGAAGGAGUUUGACAAGAAGUACAACCCCACCUGGCACUGCAUCGUGGGGAGGAACUUCGGUAGUUAUGUGACACAUGAAACCAAACACUUCAUCUACUUCUACCUGGGCCAAGUGGCCAUUCUUCUGUUCAAAUCUGGUUAAAAGCAUGGACUGUGUCACACACCCAGUGAUCCAUCCAAAACCAAGGACUGCAGCCUAAAUUCCAAAUACCAGAGACUGAAAUCUUCAGCCUUGCCUAGGGGAACACCUCGAUCUUUGAACCUUUAUUGUGUUGUUUUGUACAGGGCAUUCUCUGUACGAAUUUGUUGUGGUUAUAAAACAAUUAGAAAAACAGCUUACAUUUGUAUUUAUUUUCUAUUCCAUACCUCUGCCCCAUGUUUUUUCUCCUCAAAAUCCAUUCCUUUCCAAAUAAAUCUGUUGGAGAAGUG